CGCCACGCGCCGCGCCGCGUCCCCGCCCCUCCGCCAUGGCCGAUGUGGAGGACGGGGACGAGCCGGGCGCCCCCCACUCGCACCCGGGCUCCUCGGCCUCUAAGGCGGGCGGCCCCGACAAGAUGUUCUCGCUGAAGAAGUGGAACGCGGUGGCCAUGUGGAGCUGGGACGUGGAGUGCGACACCUGCGCCAUUUGCCGGGUGCAGGUCAUGGAUGCCUGCCUUAGAUGUCAAGCUGAAAACAAACAAGAAGAUUGUGUUGUGGUUUGGGGAGAAUGCAAUCAUUCCUUCCACAAUUGCUGCAUGUCGUUGUGGGUGAAACAGAAUAAUCGUUGUCCCCUCUGCCAGCAGGACUGGGUAGUCCAGAGAAUAGGCAAAUAAAAACACCGGACGUUUUCUGUUGGACUUGCUGGAGUUGUGUGUAUCUUAUGCCAUACACUCAUAUGGAAGAGUGGAAUGUCUCGAUCAUGGCAUGGUGUAUCCGAUUUGUCUGCUGUAUGGAACAGUGUGGUUUUGCUGUGUGCUCUUUGCAGUACUGCGAGGCAGUGAUGAGUCUUAUUGCAGGUGUUUCUACAACUGAAUAAAGAGGCAUUGCAUUAAUAAAUGUGUCUGUUACAAUUUGAGUGCUAACUGUAUUUAGAGCACAGAAAUGUGGUGGUGCAGAUUAUACACCAAAUACAGUUCAUUUAAUGUUUCUGCUUGGAGCAAUGAAUUAAUUUGAAAAGGAGACCUUUCCAUUAAAUCUGAUGUGCUGUAUAAUUUAGUGUCUGAUAUUGUUUUGGGUUUGGAUGAAUACAUUGUUUUUUAAUAAUGCUGUAUACUAAAAAACAAUUCAGAUUUUUAGCAAGUAUUUUGGUUUUUAAUCUAAAAUGAGUGGUAUGUGAACAACACUGUCAUUCUCAUGUAGGUUUUCUUUAUGGCUGAAGAAAAUUUGUUUCAUCUUUGAAGUCUUGCUGUGUAAUGUUCUACACGUUUUCUGCGAUCAUAGUUCACUAAAAUUUAACCACAUCUCUGAUUUUAUGUUUCUUUUAAAGUUCAUGGACACAAGUACUUUUAAUCCAGAAAUAUUUGGUACAGAGACACACAUUGGAUAUCAGUUUACGAGUGGUGUAAACCAUGUUGUUGGUUUGCUGUCUACUAUGGGAAAACAAAAACAACCAUUUUAAUGUCCCAAGGAAAGCAGGUAUCAAUUAAAUCUAGGAAAAUAAUGUUAAAUUGUGCUUUCAUCAGAACUCGUUUGAUAGAAAAUUCUUCACUGUUAUUUUAUUGGGUUAUGUGUUUGGUUUGGGAUGUAAGAGAAUGCAUUGUUUCACUGCUGUGGAAAUGCUCAAUGUAUCAUCUUUUUAAUAGGGUCAGACCCGUGAUUUUUCCCACACGUCUUUAGGUGCUUUGCCCUAAAUAUCGGAAGUAAUUACUAUUAAUCUGAACAUGUUUUGUUGUUUUUUUAAAUAUAUGUAUGUAACAGAGAGAUUGAAGUUCGGACUUAAUAAAAUGGUUAAUAAACUUGGGUGGAAUUGAA
This is a messenger RNA of Coturnix japonica (Japanese quail), 1518 nucleotides long. RefSeq names its product ring finger protein 7 (gene RNF7). The record is from RefSeq and is a predicted model, not a curated record. NCBI's taxonomy places the organism in Eukaryota, Metazoa, Chordata, Aves, Galliformes, Phasianidae. Gene Ontology annotation, molecular function: zinc ion binding.